AUGCGCCUCUCCGGUCUCCAGAAAGAGGUUCUGGCUCUGUACCGCAGUUGCCUGCGCGAGAGCCGUAAGAAACCCGUCAGCACUCGAGCUCACUUCGAACAAUUUGCUAGGUCCGAGUUUGAUCGGAAUCUCAGGAUAGAAAAGCGCGAUUUCGCCGCCAUUGAGUUUCUGCUUCGCAAGGGUCGGAGGCAGCUUGACGUCUACUCCAAUCCUGGCAUCAAGGAUGUCAGGUGA
Metarhizium album ARSEF 1941 is the source of this 234-nucleotide messenger RNA. RefSeq names its product Complex 1 LYR protein. Bases 1 to 234 code for a protein of 77 amino acids. Gene Ontology annotation, biological process: mitochondrial respiratory chain complex II assembly. Gene Ontology annotation, cellular component: mitochondrion. The record is from RefSeq and is a predicted model, not a curated record. NCBI's taxonomy places the organism in Eukaryota, Fungi, Ascomycota, Sordariomycetes, Hypocreales, Clavicipitaceae. The transcript has 3 exons.